This is a messenger RNA of Cydia strobilella, 1619 nucleotides long. RefSeq names its product zinc finger protein 616-like. Lineage: Eukaryota; Metazoa; Arthropoda; Insecta; Lepidoptera; Tortricidae. Gene Ontology annotation, cellular component: nucleus; nucleoplasm. The record is from RefSeq and is a predicted model, not a curated record. The transcript has a single exon. Gene Ontology annotation, biological process: regulation of transcription by RNA polymerase II. Gene Ontology annotation, molecular function: zinc ion binding; DNA-binding transcription repressor activity, RNA polymerase II-specific; RNA polymerase II cis-regulatory region sequence-specific DNA binding. The coding region runs from base 152 to 1606 and encodes 484 amino acids.
UGUCACAUUUUCCCCCGUCUCGAAACUCGAAAGGCAAUAAAGGCAUUUCGUCGAAAAGAAAAUUUAUGAAGCCGGUUGAUUAUUUUAUGGAAAAUUAACACUAUUACUACUAAAUCAAAGCGUCCCAUAAGAAGUGCUUGAAGUUCUAACCAUGAAACCCAACGUAAGCUCUAACAACAGCGAAUAUGUCGAGUGCAAUCAAACAAAACAAUCUGAGAAUAAUGAACGCUUUGUUUUAACCAAUAAAUGCAGAGUAUGCUUAGACGCAGCCGAUAUCCCAAUAUUUGGUGACGAACUAACGCCGGACAUAUCUAACGACAUUGAAACCUUUGGAAGUAUUGAGAUACGAAGUCACGAUAAUCUUCCUAAAUACAUUUGCGAGUCUUGUGAAAAGUUGCUGCAGGCAGCCGUAUUUUUCAGAAAGACAGCACAGCAAACUGAUUUGCAACUUAAAAGCCAACAAUAUCAAGAUGAUUCCAAUACUACAAAUAAUAUUUUAGAUACUGUAAAACCUGAUGGAGGGUUAUUAGACAUUGGAGAUAGCAAUGCGGAUAUCGAGACUGAAAACUCUUCAAAUAAUAUUAAAGAAGAAAUUGUUGUUGAACCUUCUUACAUCUAUGAGGAUUUAGCUGCAAUAGGCGCUUUUAAUGAUUCAUUUAAUAGUGAAGAAAACAAUGUCAACCAAAACCUGCCACUUGUUGAAGAUAGCACUGUUAAUAUGUCUAUAGAUAAAAAAUAUACGUGUAAAACUUGUGAUAUUCCUUUCAGGACAGCUAAAGGAUAUUCUAACCAUAAAAAAUCUGUAGAACAUAAAAAAGCCAGAAAUUCCAAAAAGAUUCAAUGUGAAAUUUGUUUCAAAAAUGUCAGCAGAGCUUAUUACAGCCGUCAUGUGGAGGCACAUUCACCUGAUAGUAAGGAUGACAAGCUCACUUGUCCUAUUUGUAAUAAGACAUACAACAAAACAUACUUCAACUAUCAUAUAACGAACACACAUAAUAAAGACAAAAAAGAAUCUGAGCGUAUUCAAUGUUCUGUCUGCAAUAAGUCUUAUGAAAAACAUUAUUAUAAAUUCCAUUUGGCUAUUCAUAAUAAUGACUCGUCAAAAUAUGUUUGUGAUGCAUGCGGCAAAUCAUUCAUUCAGCAGAGCGCUUUUAAACGCCAUAGUUUGAUUCAUGGCAGCAAAUUAGCAUUUAAAUGUUCACUUUGCCCAUACAAAGGACGGCAUCCUGGAUUACUGAAGACGCACAUGCAAACGCAUACAAGGGAUUAUCAGCAUCGCUGCAUGGAGUGCCCAGCACGCUUCUUAACGAAGAGUAACCUUAACAAACAUGUGCAAAGACACAAAGGCCCUGUGGAUUUCAAAUGUGAGAAUUGCAAGAAAGGUUUUUAUUCUAAGCCGGAACUUGAAAGGCAUUAUGAGGCAGACCAUUUGGGAGUUAAGAACCAUGUCUGCAAUAUUUGUGGAAAAGCUUUUGGGUACAGGAAUGCUAUGAUGAGCCAUCAGCUAAGGGUCCACAAAAGGGAAAAAUUGACAAAUGGAAAAGGAAGACUGCCUUUGUAUUUAGAAGCUGAUAGGAAUAAUGAUAACAUUGGUGAAUGUAAUUAAAAGUUGUGAUAAA